Molecule: messenger RNA, 906 nt
Organism: Paracoccidioides lutzii Pb01
Exons: 2
Coding region: 1-906 (301 amino acids)
Source: RefSeq, a predicted model, not a curated record
AUGACGCUUGCCCCAGCAACUCAUUCCGUCCCGGAAGCCCCCAGUGAAAAGCAUUCAGGGCACAAAGAGGAAUUUAAAGCACUUGUUAAGAAUUAUAAGGGUAUCGACUCUGUGAAGCCCGUCCUGAAAGAGUUUCUCAAAAAGUCCGAUUUCUUCUGUUUGCUAUAUGACGUCUUUGAACAUCAUCUUUCCCUGGCCAAGACUCGUUCACAGGCGUUGGCCGAUGGGCAGAUCACCGUUUAUGAUAAGGCUCUGCUCGAGCUAACCAACAACGGGACGGAGACGUAUAACCUGGGUGCGUUCGAGUUGUUCCUCGAUGAGGUUAUGGGAAUGAAGAGUGUUGAAACUGUGGAUUUGGAGGCUUUGGUUGUCAAGAAUGUGGCUGUGAAGAGCCUAUUGGUGCAUGCUACCCGCGCUGAGCCAGGGACGAUCGCCGUCCCCAUUCUAACUGCCUCUGAGGGGAAAUCUCCAAAUGACAAAACUGGUAGCGUAAAAUAUGAAACUACCAACAACGCAAAGGAACUCAAAACCAUAAAAGACAGCCUCUCCCGUAUCCUGGCCACCUUUUCCAACGCGCAGCAGGAAUAUAAGGCAAUCCCGGAUAGUGAUGUUGUCGCCAAGUCCCGCGCAGCGAAAUUCCUCCGCGACACGGCUGAAAAUGCCCUCACCUACAUGCAUUCCCGCCAAAUGAAGCACCAUAUGGCUCCGGAACUGGAGGUGGCAUUCCAGAUGGCAAAGGAGAAAGCCAUUGCUCUCAGUGGGGGUAGGAAAAGACGCUUCGAGGUUCAUGACCAUGACUAUAGCGACUUCCGACCUUCCUCAUCCUCCCGUGGUGUGAAACAUUCGUCUAGCUCGCGUCAUCACCAAGCCACCCAUCGUAGAGGAGAUCGCUACCGUCCAUAUUAA